UUCAAGCACCAACUUCUACUGGAACUCUCUCAACCAACGCGUUCACCACAACUAAACGCAAACGAGAAUCGAAAGCGCUCUGAGAUCUGAAUCCCACCUCCCGUGCUUCAAAGUUCGAACCCUUUCAUUCUCAUCGAUGGCGCUGAACUUUAACUCACGCACCAGAGUAGUCGCUUUGUUCUCGGUGCUUUUAUGCUUAGCGAGUCACCUCGUUCCUAUAGCAGAAGCGUUAUGGCUAACCGUUCCGAGCUCGGGUACGAAGUGCGUGUCGGAGGAUAUACAGACCAACGUCGUCGUUCUGGCCGAUUACUACGUGGUCGAAGAGGGCGCUCAGCCCCACCACACUCCCACUAUCUCUGCUCGGGUAACAUCACCUUUUGGUAACAAUCUUCACCACCAAGAAAAUGCAACCCAUGGUCAGUUUGCGUUUACAACCACCGAGUCUGGGAACUACUUGGCUUGUUUCUGGCUAGAUGGCCAACAUGAAGGAGGUGUAGAGACAACCCUUAGCCUUGACUGGAAAACUGGAAUUGGGGCUCGGGAUUGGGAAUCAGUUGCAAGGAAAGAGAAAAUAGAGGGUGUUGAACUUGAGUUGCGAAAACUUGAGGGAGCUGUACAAGCCAUCCAUGACAAUCUCAUUUAUCUCAAGCAGAAGGAAGCAGAUAUGAGGGAAGUCAGUGAAUCAACCAAUGGUAGAGUGGCAUGGUUUAGUAUCAUGUCCCUUGGAGUCUGCUUUCUGGUUUCAGUUUUUCAGUUGUGGCACCUGAAGCGCUACUUUCAAAAGAAGAAGCUUAUAUAGACCUUACUCUUCUAUUGAUUUUCUAAUGCAAAUAUGCAGCUGACUUAAGAGUGGAAAAUCAGGAGUUUUGUAUCCUUGUUGUACCAUAGUUGUUCUUUUAGAGGGCGGGGAGGCGCUUGCAGGAGUAUAAAUUGUAGGUUUAAGAUUGGUUUUUAAUACGCUAAAGGAGAUCAUGUUUUACCCACGGAUUCAUAUCAUUAUGUGCUCCCUUUCAAAAUCAAUUUCUAAAAUAACUAGAUAUCUUCUUCA
This is a messenger RNA of Alnus glutinosa, 1048 nucleotides long. Its product is annotated as transmembrane emp24 domain-containing protein p24delta3-like. Gene Ontology annotation, biological process: intracellular protein transport; Golgi organization; endoplasmic reticulum to Golgi vesicle-mediated transport. The transcript has 4 exons. NCBI's taxonomy places the organism in Eukaryota, Viridiplantae, Streptophyta, Magnoliopsida, Fagales, Betulaceae. The record is from RefSeq and is a predicted model, not a curated record. Gene Ontology annotation, cellular component: Golgi apparatus; COPII-coated ER to Golgi transport vesicle; endoplasmic reticulum-Golgi intermediate compartment. Bases 137 to 799 code for a protein of 220 amino acids.